Cydia fagiglandana is the source of this 2200-nucleotide messenger RNA. It is a transcript of the gene ave, whose product is annotated as protein aveugle. The transcript has 3 exons. NCBI's taxonomy places the organism in Eukaryota, Metazoa, Arthropoda, Insecta, Lepidoptera, Tortricidae. Gene Ontology annotation, molecular function: protein binding. The coding region runs from base 127 to 459 and encodes 110 amino acids. The record is from RefSeq and is a predicted model, not a curated record. Gene Ontology annotation, biological process: cell surface receptor protein tyrosine kinase signaling pathway. Gene Ontology annotation, cellular component: cytoplasmic side of plasma membrane.
AUGUUAGUAAUUAGUUGAAUAAUUUUAUUGUAAAAUUUGUAUAUUUGUGUAGGUUUUAUUGAUAAAUAGAGCUAAAAUACUAUGCCGUAAAGAUUUUAAGUAAUUCGUCACGAAAUUAUCUAAAACAUGGUGGAAGAAACGAAUGCAAACUCCAACAAGCCGAAGACGCGGGCUACUCGCCCCAAAGCUGUGUAUCUAUGGACCGAAGCGGAUGUGCAGAAAUGGUUGAGCAGACACUGCAGUGACUAUUAUAAUAUGUAUUGGCAAAGGUUUCAUGAGCAUGACAUAACGGGCAGAGCAUUAAUCCGAAUCAAUGAUACCACACUCCUCCGAAUGGGCAUCACCAACAAGGAGCACCGAGACACCAUCUGGCGGGAGAUCCUCAAACUCCGACUAAAGACCGACAUAGUGGACAUCAUUGACUUGGCUCGCCACUCCUACUUCGACUAUGAUAUGUGACAAAGAAGAUUGUGGGUCAACUUGGCCUACAUUAUAGUAUUCUUUAUACUACUCAUACGACAUGCUAUGGACAAAUAUUUCUACCAUAUUGAAAAUACUAGGUACAGUAUUGUAUUUUGUAUGUUAUUUCUACACUAUUGUAUGGCCAAAUAUUUUAAUCUGAAUAUAAAAAUAAGUGAUCUGUUUGACCGUAAAGGUUUAAGAUUAUGUAUCUGCUAGUUAUAUUAUUUACGAAUGUACCAUCGGCCAUGGCCCACACUUUUAAAGUGUCUAUCGGUGAACCUUAUGCCUUUUGUAAUAAGGUCCACCAAUGGACAGUUAAGAGUGUUGCGGUUUGUAUAGAGGAGGAGUUUACAACUAUGUUGGUUAUAUAAGGGCCAUACAUAUUAAAGAAUUUGUUAGAAAAUCUACAUACUCGUACUGAAGUACUUUUUGCCAGAAGUCACUUUGGACAGCUUGUGUAAAGUUUAGCCAAUGAGAUUCUAAUGCUGUCUUUCCACUGAGGAAUAUAUGAGCAGAGAUGAGAGGAGUUGUGUGGGAUUCAAAUCAAGCAUUUGUUGUCUUCUCAUUAGUAUUGGUACCUAUUCCAGCAAAGCGGAAAAGGCAACAAAUGCUAUAGGUUGUAGAUGUAGUGUAGGGACGCCCGGCUGGAAGCAGGCAGGCUGUCGAUCACAUGUCGCGUUCAUUCAGCCCUGUUCCCUAAAGUUGGAGCUGCAGGUAACUGUCCCGGCGGCAUUCCCAUACUAUUCUCCUCAAAUCUUCUUGUUUUCCUACAGAACAGAAGGACAAGGACUAAUGCUAUAGGUAAUGAUUCCCGCAUGUCUCUCACCUCCGCUCAUCUGUGGUAAGGCAGCCAAAUAUAAUGAAAGUGUCUGAAAGAGUUUCUUUACUGGUCUGCAUUGUGUUAUACAGACUUAAACAAAAACAUAUCUGUAAAAUGAAUAAGUUAAACAGCAACCAUUAAAUAUUCAAGUAUCAUGCAUUAGCCUCCUAAGGCCCAGCCAUACAAAUGAAAAACCCAUAAUUCGCCACAGGAAUUUGAACCUUUAGUGCAGGGAAUAGAGUUGAUUUUGGUUUUGUUUGAGAAUUGAAUGAAACAAAACAAAUGCGACUCUGUUCCAAUUGAAUAUGAUUUAAAUUUCAGCGAACUGAAUAAGUACUUUAUGUAGGACCUUGGGCCUUACGAGGUUAGUACGAUUCAAGAAAAAUAAUUUGAAUUUUUCCGUAAGUUGUAUAGAUGGCAGCACAGUCUCUCGCUAUAUCGUAAUCUCGUAAGUACAGGUACAGAUGGACUGCAACCCGACUGCCACUUGUAUGGGAGCUGCACGCCGACGUUGCAGUUGGCGUGCAGUUCCCACACAGAUUGCAGUCUGUCUGUAUCGGCCCUAAGUGAUUCGUAUAAGAGAUGCAAACACUUUGCUGGCCCAAUAUUACAGGGUUCUAUGUUACUUUACUUAUUUUUGUAUUUCACGAGACACAUUUCACACAUCAUAUAUCUUUGUAUAAUUUCACACAUCAGACUUUGUAUAUUACUUGUCUAGCUAGAAUUUCUGAAAUGUAAAAUAAAAACAUUAGAUAAGUAACUACCCAUUCCUUUAGCUGUGAGACAGUUAAACACUAUACAAUAGGUAUUUUAAAUAUGUAUAUAACGAAAUUUAUAUGAAAACAUGAAAUCUAUUUCAAUAUAUGAAAAGAAAUCAAAAUUAUCUUUAAUGUAAAUAAAUGUAUGACAAUAUUGUUA